CUGAUUGGAUCAUACGAUGAACCUGUAUUUCCGGUACUGCCCUAAUAACAGCGGUGGUGAUGUGAAAACAGAAAGAAAAACAUCGACAUUUUGGAUCAUUUCUCCCUCUUUUCAAUCAUGUCCGCUCCCAGUUUUCUCCUGGCUGUCCUCGCUCUGUCUCUGGGAUCUGGUAAGAUGGACAUUUACCGAAAAAGUCUUUUUCUUUAUGACAAUUAACGGCGGUUUGCCAUCUUAACUGUGGGCAUUUCACCCGAAAUAACCUCAGUGUUUUAAAUCACUGUCACCUGAAUAUUCACGGUUUAUCUCCGUGUUAAAUCUUUGGGUGAACAUUAUGAGAAGGCCUACACCUGUGUCAUUUGUACCCAUGUUGAAAUGCCCUUUAAAUAAGAUCGUGAGCCACCAUCUAAAUCUUAUAUUUAACUGUAUAUUUUAUUUAUCUGUCUGUGUUUGAAGGAGACUGCAAAUACAUCAUAGACCCAGAGAAAUACCUGGUAAGCCCGUCUUUAUCUCCUACAUUUUCAUCAUUGUGGCCAUCAAACCAAUAGAAAACUGUAUUUUAGCUUUAAAGGACACUGUUCUGAGGGAAAAUAUGUUUUAUUUCUAUCUUCCUGCAUAUGCAAGUGUGUUUUUAUCACUCACUAUGAAUGAUUUUCAUGAUUUUUGCUUUAGUAAUAUGUAGCACCGUUAGAAAACCUUUAUCCUGGCUCAUUAAAAACAGGAUAAGGCUUUUAAUAAUAAUAAUAAUAAUUCAUCAGAUUUCAAAUAGCGCUUUAUCAGAGACCCUCAAAGUACUUUACAUUGGAUACAUCAUUCAUUCGCUCACACAGUCACACCCUGUGGUGGUAAACUACCUUAGUAGACUGACGGAAACGUGGCUGCCAGUUUGCAUCUACAGUCUCUCCGACCACCACACAACACUCAAUCGUACACAAGUGGAGGACACACACUGGGAGAAAAGUGGGUUAAGUGUGUUGCCAAAGGACACAACAGACAGACUAGGGAUAGGAGGGAAUUGAACCGCCAACCUUCCAGUUAUUGGACGACCACUCUACCUCCUGAGCUACUGCCGCACCUAGUUUUCAAAGUCUUCAGCUCUCAGUCAGCAGAUUCAAAUUAAAAACUAGAUUAGAUUAAAAUGUCAAAACUAACAAAGCCUGAUUCAUAUGAACGAGUUUGGUAUGAGUGUCUCUAAAUAUGCAUGAUCUAACUGCAAUCUUUUUUCAUUAGUCACUGGAUAUUUGCUCAGAAUGCAGCCAGAUCGUCCAGCUUUCCGCCAACAUGAUCUCCAGCAGAGACACCAAGGUAAGAGUAUGUGUGGAAUAUGAACAAGUUACACCCUGUUUAUACAACAAAAACAUAUCAAGAGGAAUUAAAGGAGAAUACACAACAUACCUAACAACAUUAAUCUGUGUAAAUAGUGUUCAUUUGUGCGUGUGUUAGCUCACUGCUGUGUUUUUGCAGGAAACUGUUUAUGAAGCUCUGCAUGGCCUGUGCUAUCGUCUUCCUGAAGAACAGGCAUCUGAGUGUGACUCACAGGUGAAGUCAUAUCUGCCAAAAAUGCUGCAGCAAACACCCGGUCACCUGGUGAGUUUAACCCUUUCACGCUUUACUACUAAUGAAAGAAAAAUUAAUGCAUUUUCAUUCACUGAUGCCCUUUACCGCGUCUACACAGAAACCAAAACAGGCCUGUGGGGCGUUUGGACUUUGUUCUGCCCGUAAAGAGGAAGAGACGCUGAAACUUCCCGAACACGUCGCUGAUAAAGACAUAUCCAACCCUGACACAGCUGCCAACACUCAAGUCAGUGUGACAGUGAUUAUUAAAACUGACAUACAAGCCGUGUUUUUGCUUUCAUUCUGAUAUUCUCUUCAUUUCUGCUCCCCCUCCUCUCUUUAGAAGCUGUUCAACCCUAUUUGCAGCCUGUGUGUUCUUGUUAUCCAGAAACUGGAGACCUUGCUGCCUGAAAAUAUGACUGAGGUGACCCUUCUUAUUCAGUAUCAUGAGACACAUACACUCCCUACACUCUGCAGUGUCGCUCUGUAUCACGUCUCAUCUUCCUUUCCUGCAGGAUGCCCUGAUGAAGCUCAUGGAGGAGGUGUGUGAUCUUAUGCCUCAGAGCUACAAGGACCAAUGCGAGGAUUUUGUCAGCAAAUACGGCGAUCAGAUCGUGGAGUUCCUCCUGUCGUCUGCUGCACCGCACACAAUAUGCACUCUUUUGCACCUCUGUAUGUUCGAGGAGCCGACUAUUCAAGGUAAGCCACAUGCUUUCGAUAAAUAUUUUUUGACUGUUUUUAAUUUAUUAGUUCCUCCUCAAAUUCACACUUCCCUUUUUGUUAUGUCAGAAGUUUCCCUUCCCUCGGAUUGUGACUCAUGCCGAACGCUGGCUGUGCUCAGCCGACUUCACCUGGGUCUUAACUCCACCCAACCUGAAGUGUCCUCUUUCCUCCAGUCUGUGUGUGCCCAGCACCCUAAAGCCAUCCCUAAGGUCUGAUUGUCUGUACAUCCUUAUCCAUCAGAGCUCCACCAACAAAACAAACUUCCAUCAGAGUUCAAACCAGCUAUCAAAUUUUAUUCUGUUUAUUUAUUUCGUUCUCUGCUGAUUUCGCCUUUCUGUCAAUUUCUCCUGUUCUCUCUCUAGUGUGAGGCUUUCAUCAAAAUCUACGGCUCUCGACUGCAGCAGGUUCUGAGGAACCAGGAGGAUGUUCCACUACUAUGUGAAGUAAGGUUCUAUAAAACCAUCAUAUUUACAACCACCUUUUCAACUGGAGUGACAAAAAGAAUUUAAGAUCCAUGUCUUCAUACAGUUGCUCUGCAGUAAACAGAAUGAACACAGAAAUUACAAGUAUUAGAGUUUUCUAUCCCAUGUUUUAAAGUGCGUCAUUUUCUCAGCUCUUUAUCCCUUUGUCCCGCAGAGAGCGGAUCUUUGCGCUGCCUCCAAGAAAGCAGAACUGCUGGGAAAGAAUCACUGCACUUGGGGACCGAGCUACUGGUGCAAAGACAUUGAAACUGCUAAGAAGUGUGGAGUAAGUUCAGUCCAGUCAGUCAUGAUUUAAGUCAUGCAUUUAUCACUGUUACCUUCUGUCUGGAGUCAUGUGUUUUUGUUUCACUUCUCAUUUCUGUUUUUAACUGCAGAACCACGCCUUCUGUGAGAAGUACAUUUGGAAGCAGUGAAAGUUCCUCCCUGUCCUGAAGUUUUCUGCACUUUCAAAAAGUUUCAUCGCACUGUAUCAUGCUUCAAGAUCUGUAAAUGUCAUGCACUGAUCAAUCUUUUUAAAACCUUGAGAAAAUUAUAAGCUUAAAUGCACUUUCAGUCACUGAAGUCAUGGAUAGUUUUCAUGAAUUCUCCAGCUUGCAUGUAGAGUCAGAAGACUGAGGCUGGAAUUCAGCCCAGAACAUCAGUCUUGCAGGGGUGAAGAGUUUAGUGCACUGUGUUAUUUAGUAAAAUGAUAAAUAUGUUGUUAUGAAUGUGGAAACAAAAGAGUCGCUAUCUAUCAUUCAAUGUGAUGAUAAUUCAGUAAGUGUUAAUAAAUGUUUGGACAACAGACCACUUAAAAAAUCUCUGUUACUGUUUCUUUUGUGCUUUAACUUCCAUCGAACACUUUGGCAUUUAAAUCUAAAACGAAGGCAGAAACACGUGUCUUUGAGUUUGUUUAUUUAGAAACUCCCGAAAAGUAAAAGGAUAAAAUUGUGAAAAAACAGACAUAAACAAUUAUUGUUUUUUUGUUUUUUGUGUGUGUGUGUUUUUUUUCCACUGAUGAAAUACUCAGUUCAUUUCCAAAAUGGUGACAACACUUUCGGUCUUUCAAGCUGAGGAAAAUCCUGCCUCACUUACGCCACCGUGUGGUUGUUUGUGUCAUCAUCGCCUCCUUGUCUCUUCCAGAUCUGUGAGAGGAGAAAAAAAACAGCAUUUGUGAAUUAUUUUUAAAAUUAAAUCAUGAAAAUAUUCACACAUAUAAUCAUAUAACUUGAUAAUGUAACAUAUUUAUAUCUGCACAAAGACUAUCCUAUAGUAAUUAUACAUAUGAAAAAAGAACAAGAACGACUAAUAUUCACGAUAUUAUGUUCUCGUGGAUCUAUAAUGACUGUUAAAACUUUCAGUCAGUUCAAUUAAAAAGAGACAGACAUAAAAAACUAUCAGGUCCUAAUCUUUACAGAUCAACAGAUGAGUUAUUAUAUUCUAGAUGUCAAUUACAUGUUCAAAUCCCUCUUAAAAAGACUUUGUUAGUCGUCAAAAUCUAAAAAACAUCCUAACGACACGUUCAAAUCGGUUAAGCUCAUUAUAAACAGAAUGGUUACACAUUUUAGCUUUAAUAAUCGAACACAAAAAAGAAGAAAUACAAGAGGUCGGAUGGUUACUUUCCAACCACAGCUUUAGUUUCUCACCUGCAGAAAUCCAUCAGAUCCAGUAAUUGUUUUCAUUUUCUCAUUCAUGCAUUAGCGGACGCACAUCACACAGGUAGACAAAAUGUUUCCACCUCUUGACUUCAGGGAAGCAGGAAAACUUUUAAAGUCAGCAGAACUUGUUUUUGCUGUCUCUGCUUUCUCUGACUCCAGCAGUGGACGCCGAGUCUCUGAAAAUUGCAGCUCCAAGCUACCGGAGAGCUUCACCUCAUCGGUUCUCGAGGUUUCUUUUGAGUGCGUGUUUAGUUUUAUUUUUCAAACUUGCAUAAGUAAAAGGAUCAAAUAAAGAACAGAUGGUGGAAAAACAACAACCACAAUCCUCCUUUUACUCUGCCGGACUUGUUUUGAUCAGUUUUCUGUUUAAGAUCACUGAUAUCUUGUAUCUAUUCAUGAUGCAGUAAAGACCACAGCUGCCUA
Xyrichtys novacula (pearly razorfish) is the source of this 4816-nucleotide messenger RNA. The record is from the annotation of a GenBank genome assembly. Lineage: Eukaryota; Metazoa; Chordata; Actinopteri; Labriformes; Labridae.